CCUGAGUAAAAAUUUUUAACUCUCUAUUUAAAAGUCUUCGUGUAUUCGUGUGAAUCUAAUUUCGUUAUAAUGGAGAAAAAUAACGUUGUGUACUAUCGUAGUAAUUUCAUAUUUCUGCAGGAGGUGAUAUAAAUAACUGUGUUUAAUCUUUAACGUUAUUUCUUCUUGUGUCAUUAAAUGUUGAGUAAUGCUUCUGUAGGAAAUCAAAACUUUGGGAAAAACUGGUUUAGUGCGAUAUCAAUUUUAGCAUUUCCACUAUAUAUAAAUUAAUAAAACUGCAGUGCUCUCAUAUCUUGAGAAAGGGACAUAAAAGUGUAAAUCUUGCCGAAAUUAUAGCUGAUAUCUUGGCGCAAUCUAAAAUCGCCAAAUAUUAUUAGGGGCGGCUAUAACAAAAGAAUGCUCAUAUGCAAUUUAAUAUUGUGAAACAAGAUGGAAAUCUCAUCUUUCACAAAUGUAAGAUGAUAUCAAGUCCCUUCCCUAAAGUCCCAUCCUUCCCCAUCCUUUCCAUGAACCGAUGAAAAGUCAGUUGAAAGCUGUUGACUAUUCGAGGGUUUUGACCGAAUCGCCGAGUAUGCCGGACAAACCCGGCAAACCAUUUGUUCGCAAAUGGGAGGUAUUCCCAGGAAGGAACAAGUUUUAUUGCAAUGGCCGAAUCAUGAUGGCCCGACAGACUGGUGUGUUCUUCUUUACCGUUUGUCUUAUAGUAGGAACAUGCACACUCUUCUUUAUUUUUGACUGCCAGUAUCUUACCGAAGAGAUAAGCCCAGCCAUACCUGCUGUAGCUGCAGUUCUUUUCCUCUUUGUAAUGUCCACUUUGUUGCGCACCAGCUUUAGUGAUCCUGGUGUUAUACCCAGAGCUACUCAAGAUGAAGCAGCUGAUACAGAGAAACAAAUUGAAGUUCCAAAUGGAUCAAGCUCACCCACAUAUAGACCACCUCCCCGUACAAAGGAAAUAAUCAUCCAUGGUCAGCCUGUAAAACUUAAAUACUGCUUUACAUGUAAAAUUUUUCGCCCUCCCAGAGCCUCUCAUUGUAGUUUAUGUGACAACUGUGUGGAACGUUUUGAUCAUCACUGCCCUUGGGUAGGAAAUUGUGUAGGAAAGAGAAACUACCGCUACUUUUAUUUAUUUAUACUUUCUUUAGCUCUUCUCUGUGUCUUCAUAUUUGCCUGUGUCAUAACUCAUCUUGUUUUAUUGUCUAGGACCUCCACAUUCAUUGAUGCAGUACGAGAAUCACCAGCAAGUGUUGUAGAAGGAGUAGUGUGCUUUUUUUCUGUGUGGUCAGUUUUGGGUCUUGCUGGAUUUCAUACGUACCUCACGACAUCUAACCAAACAACUAAUGAAGAUAUUAAAGGCUCUUUUUCUGCAAAACGAGGUCAAGGUGUUCUCAACCCUUACAGCACUGGAUCUUUAACUGUGAACUGCUGUGCAGUUAUCUGUGGGCCCAAUUAUCCAAGCCUCAUUGAUAGGAGAGGGAUAUACACAGAAGAUGGUCAGCUUAGUCAGCGGUAUCAUUAUGGAACUGUUAAAGGAGCCCAAUCUAAAGGUGUUGUAUCAGCCGUGCCGAGUGCAGUGGUCACAACAGAGCAGAAGUCCGCCCAGAGUGUAGCUACGAAUGCUUAUGGACCAAAAAGCUCUAUACACUCGGCAAAUGGAAGCUAUCGGGGAGUACUGAGGGAAAGUUCCUAUCAGAAUGCUGGACCUCAUGGCAACAGUGGUAACAAAGUCCCUGUAGCAGUAGUAUCCCCACAAACACGGCAUGAAUCAGAGCUUUGUGCCAAAACGCCAGUUGCCAUCUCUACACCAAAAGAUGAUCAAGACCCACAUGAUGUUGGGAGCCAACUAUCUCUUCUUAAACAAAGUGCUGUUUGAGAUACUUCUUAAGAAUUUUGCAAGUGAAAUCGGAAAUUAGGAUUUCAGCAUGAUGAAAUCAUUUUAUUCUGUCAUGCUUUUUUUAACUUCCAUGUGGAAUAAAAAAGUUCUUUCUUAGAGAUUGCAGACCAUGAAGUAUGUCUAUUUAAACAUAAAAAUAUUUGCUUUGUAGCUAAAAUAGAAAAAAAUAAAUAAAUAAAUAAAUAAAGCUAUCAUAAUUCAGUGUGGUUAAUAACAAAAUUUUUCUUUAAAUUUAUGUUCGGUUGUAUUUGUUAUUCUGAAUUAUUAUAUUUUUAAAAGGCAUCUAUGUAGAGAUCAUGUUAGUGUUAUGAACAUAUUACAUUCCUGGUUUUUUUAUCAUUAAAAGAAUUCAUCUUCAGUAGUCGCUAUCAUCCAACCAUCAGCAUUAAUUAUAUCAUAAUACUUAAGUCAUUAUCAUAUAGUUCUGUUUCAGAAUAAUUUUGUAUUUUUCAUAGUUUAUAUAUUGAUGUUCUUAUUCUAAAAUAAUUAACUUGUUAUAAGGCAAAAAUAAUUUUUGACACAUUUUUUUUUCAUAAUGAGUUUGCUAUAUAAAAUAAAAUCUCAUAUCAAUUAGAUUUAAUCUUUAUUCAGUGAAUAUUGUCUUGGCUAUUAACCUUUAAGGUAUUUGCUCUUAAAUGAAUAUCUUUUAAUAUAGUGAUUAUAUCUUUUAUGAAUAUUAUCCAUUUUAAUAGUGGAUAUUAUUCUUAUUUAGUGUUUAUAUUGUUUUUGAUAGUAAUUUUAUAGUAACUUUCUGAGAGUGGAUAGUAAUUUUAAAAUAAAAAUCUAUGAAACCUGUGAUAAUUAUGAUUUUUUUUCUUUUCAAAAUGUACAGUUUUAAAAUUAUUUUUAUAUUUUAAGUUAUAUUUCAGUUUGUGUUUCUUUUGAUUAUUAUGAUUUUUAUCUUUUAAAGAGAAUUUGCAAAUUGUUUUUUUGUGAUCAUUAUAGCUGCAUUUCAGAAUUUCUUUUAUUUUUGGCCUUUUUAGUAGCUUGAACAUUUGUUUGAUAUACGAAGCAUUUACUAUUUUUAAAUUAUAUAUGUGCAUUUCUGAUUUUUUUCCCCUUAAAAAAGGUCAUUUUUGAUUGCAAAGUAGUGUUAAAUUUUGCAUUAGUCUGUGCCAUUUCUUUAUAAUGCAAUUUUGAAUGAAUUCUUUUUUUUUUUUUUUUUUUUUUUUUUUCUCCACCCUCCUCAUAUUAAUUUUGUAAGAUCUCUGCUUGAGAAUUAGUGUAUAAAGUGAUUCAGCUGAUAUUAUAUUCAGACUGUUCAUUUAUUUUGUACAUAGAAUUUUUAUAUAAAAUAAUGCUCACGUACAAAAUGAUUCUGCUUCUGCAGUUAAAUGUUAAAGUCAAGGAAGUGUGAAAUAUAUUUGAAUGUCCCUAGUGUAUUAUAUAUUUAAGAAAUAUUUUUCUUUUGAUAUUCUUUGGCUUCCGAUGUAAUUUUUUUAAUGUCAUUGAAAUGUAUUUGCUGUGUAUUUAUUAUUGUAUUUUAAAUUAAAAAUUAAUUAU
This is a messenger RNA of Stegodyphus dumicola, 3394 nucleotides long. It is a transcript of the gene app, whose product is annotated as Palmitoyltransferase app. Gene Ontology annotation, cellular component: endoplasmic reticulum; Golgi apparatus. Gene Ontology annotation, molecular function: protein-cysteine S-palmitoyltransferase activity. The record is from RefSeq and is a predicted model, not a curated record. NCBI's taxonomy places the organism in Eukaryota, Metazoa, Arthropoda, Arachnida, Araneae, Eresidae. Gene Ontology annotation, biological process: peptidyl-L-cysteine S-palmitoylation; protein targeting to membrane.